This is a messenger RNA of Daphnia magna, 4304 nucleotides long. Its product is annotated as protein transport protein Sec24C. Gene Ontology annotation, biological process: intracellular protein transport; endoplasmic reticulum to Golgi vesicle-mediated transport; COPII-coated vesicle cargo loading. Gene Ontology annotation, cellular component: COPII vesicle coat; endoplasmic reticulum exit site. Lineage: Eukaryota; Metazoa; Arthropoda; Branchiopoda; Diplostraca; Daphniidae. The record is from RefSeq and is a predicted model, not a curated record. Gene Ontology annotation, molecular function: zinc ion binding; SNARE binding.
UCAGCUCCGUAGUGCCAUUUUUCUUUGCGCAGGCGCACAACUGAUUACGUGGCACAGUGCCUUUGGGCCAUUCAGAUUUGUAGUCUGUCAUUUGCCGACUUGAAGAACCCGGCAGACGUGGAAGUGCUUCAUAUUUUAAACGAAAUCAGGGUGGGAAGAUGAAUCCCAAUGAUCAGUACUUCCAGCAGCAGCAACCUGGUUAUGGUGCUCCUCAACUUGGUCAAAACUAUGGUGGCAUGAUGCCUCCUCCGCCAAGAACACCUGUGAUGGUGAAUCAGCCUCAACAGUUUCCUCCAGCCAACGGCCCACAGAACAUGAAUCCUUACGGGCAGCCUUCCCCCAGACCACCGAUGACCCAGUACGGGCAUUCACCCCUGCCACCACAGGCAGCAAAUCCAAAUCAACUGGCCCAGCAAAUGGGAGGCAUGAAUUUGGGUGACAACAGCUUAAAAUCUCCUGUUCCUUCUAUGUAUCCUCCUAUGAAUGGGAAUGUUUCGCCUGCUCCAGGAACAUUCCCCUCUCCCCCAAUGGCCUCUAACCUUCUGGCCAGCCCGAUGCCUCCUCAGUCCCUCGCCCCAGGAAUUGCUCCACCAAGGCCUGGCUUGAUGCCUCCUAUGCAGCAGCAACAACAACAGAUGAGACAUGUUUCUCCACAGCAGUAUCCAAACGGUCCUGGUAUGGAUAAUAUGGGACAUCCUGUAAAUGGUCAACAGUUUAACAGUCCAAGACCUCCUACGGGUGGCGGUUUCCUACCUACUCAGACGGCUGGAUUCCCUGGCCAUCCGCCGAUGCCAUUCCAGCAAGCGCCAUUGCAACAACAUCAACAACAAUCGCAUUUGCCACCAACACAGCAACAGCAAGGCGGAUAUGACAGUAUGGGCAGUCGUUAUCCAUCCAGCCCAAACUAUCCACCUGGAAUGUCAGGUCCAAUGCCAGGACCACCUUCUCAACCUAUGCCACCGCAACAACAAGCUCGACGUCUUGAUCCCGAUCAAAUGCCCAGCGCUAUUCAAGUCAUGGAAGAUGACAAACGGACGCGUUCUGGACCUUUCGCCACUAACCAGAAAGGCCUUGUCCCUCCUCUAGUAACCACUCCGUAUUUAACUCAAGAUCAGGGCAAUUCCGGGCCGCGUUUCGUCCGCUCAUCCAUGUACAGUGUUCCAGCUCUGCCUGACAUGAUGAAGCAGACAGCCGUUCCUUUCGGCUUGGUUAUCUGCCCCUUCGCCCAACUGGAAGAAGGGGAACGCUCCCCAGUGGUGGAUAUGGGCGAGCUUGGCCCGGUUCGUUGUGGCCGCUGCAAAGCUUACAUGUGCCCUUUUAUGCAAUUUAUCGACGGUGGUCGCCGAUUCCAAUGUCCAUUCUGUAAGGCGACAACUGAAGUGCCAGCCGAAUAUUUCCAGCAUUUGGACCACACUGGCAUGCGUAUGGACAAGUACCAGCGACCGGAGUUGUGCCUCGGCUCUUACGAGUUCGUUGGCACCAAAGACUAUUGUCGCAACAACGUCUUCCCCAAACCACCAGCCUACAUCUUUGUUUUGGACGUGUCGUAUAACAACGUCAAAUCGGGGCUUGUCCACCUUCUCUGUCAAAACAUUAAGAGCAUCUUGCAGCACUUGCCGCGGGAAUCCGUAGGUGGACAGAGUGGCACGUCGCGAGUGGGUUUCAUCACCUACAGCAAAGAAGUGCACUUCUACAACAUCAAAGCGUCGUUGGCCCAGCCGCAGAUGAUGGUCGUGGGCGAUGUCGAGGACAUGUUUAUGCCGUUAUUGGACGGUUUCCUGUGCGACCCAGUCGAGUCGGAACACAUAAUCGAUCAACUCAUGGUCCAAAUUCCGACCAUGUUUGCCGAUUCGAGAGAAACGGAAACAAUUCUCGGCCCGGCCAUUAAAGCCGGCCUUGAAGCGUUGAAAGCGGCCGACUGUGUUGGAAAACUGUUGGUGUUCCACUCGUCGCUGCCGAUUGCCGAAGCACCCGGCCGGCUUAAGAGCCGCGAUGAACGCAAAUUGCUGGGCACGGAUAAGGAGAAAACGGUGCUGUCGCCGCAGACGACGUUUUACAAUCAGAUAGGCCAGGAGUGCGCCGGAUUCGGUUGCCGGGUCGACUUGUUUGUAGCCAAUAACGCCUUUGUUGAUUUGGCCACUAUCGGACAGGUGGCCCGGCUCACCGGUGGCCAAGUCUACAAGUACACGUAUUUCCAGGCGGACCUUGACGGCGAGCGAUUGGUCGAAGACGUCCGUCGCAAUGUCGAGCAGACGGUGGCGUUUGAUUCAAUUAUGCGCGUGCGUACGUCGACAGGUGUUCGACCUGUCGACUUUUACGGCCACUUUUUCAUGUCGAACACGACGGACGUAGAAACGGCGGGCAUUGAUUCCGAUCAGGCCAUGACGAUCGAAAUCAAACACGACGACAAACUCACCGACGAGGAUGGCGUUUAUAUCCAGGUGGCACUGUUGUUCACGUCGCCCGGCGGUCAGCGUCGACUUCGUAUUCACAAUUUGGCGUUGAGCGUGUGCACGCAAAUGGCUGACUUGUAUCGCAGCUGUGACUUGGACACGGUCAUGAAUUUGCUAAUGAAGCAAUCUGUGACUAAAUUAACUGAAUCCACACCGAAACAGAUUAGGGACUCGCUGAUUAAUCGAAGCGCCCAAGUUUUGGCUUGUUAUCGCAAAAAUUGCGCUUCGCCUUCAUCGCCGGGUCAGCUGAUUUUACCCGAAUGCAUGAAACUCCUUCCACUGUACAUCAAUUGCCUGCUCAACUGCGAUGCGCUUUCGGGCGGCUCGGACAUGUCCAUUGAUGACCGGACGUUCAACAUGUUUGCCGUUCAGACGAUGCACGUUGGCGCCAGUUUGGCUUACCUGUACCCGCGUCUCGUCCCUCUGCUGGAUGCAUCGGCGCCGGCGAGUCCAAGCGAUCAGGACGAUGUCGUGUUGCCGUCGCCCGUCCGUUGCACAGGCGACAAGCUGCGUGACGACGGCGUUUACGUGCUGGACAAUGGCAUUCACAUGUUUUUGUGGAUCGGUUUGUCUGUCAGUCCGGAAUGGAUUCACGGUGUCUUUGGCACCAAUUCAGCCGCACAGAUCGACAUUGACCGGACCAAGUUGAUUGAGCUGGACAAUCCCCGCUCGCAGCAGGUGAGGAGUGUCAUUGCCCAGCUGCGCUCGACGCGACAACGUCACAUGCGCUUGACCCUGGUGCGGCCGCGCGAUAAGCUGGAAUUCGUCUUUAGGAAGUUUUUGGUGGAAGACAAACACGGCGAUGCCAGUUCGAGUUAUGUUGAUUUCCUGUGCCACUUGCACAAGGAAAUUCGCAAUCUACUCAAUUAACGUAGUAGCCCCCCCCCCCUUUUUUUGUGUGUGUGUGUUUUUUCUAAUGGAUGCGCAAGGAGAAGGGGACGCAAUCACGUUCGAGUACGCAGACUUUGAUAGUUGAUGGAACGGGUUUUUGUUUUUCUCUCCCUUUCCACACAACAACAAAAAAAAAUCAAGAAACAAGCGAAAAACGAUAGGAGGAAAAAUUACGGAAGAAUAAUCUGCAUCGAAAAAAGAAGAUAAAAAUACGUUGUUCUUUAUUAUCUUUUUGUUUAUUAUUAUUAUUAUCUACUCCCCACAUAUAGAAAAGGAAAUUCCCCAUUUAGAAGAAAAAGAGGAUGAAUAAAUGAGCGAUCGAUGAGGAGUUUAAAAAAAAAACAAAAAAGAAAAAAUAACACACACAAAAAAAUGUCGUCAUUGAUCGUGGAGAGAGGCAAUAGAAGAUGAUUUUGGGAGAGGCCGAGAUUGCCUUAUUAUUAUCAAAAUGCUAAGCGGAAAAAAAAAAUGAUAAUCUACAACAGAGUUUGUAUUAGCCGAAACGCAAUCGUGUUCUUUUGGGAUUUUCUUUUCAUUUUUUUUUUCUAUUUCUCUCUUCGCCUGUUAAAUUUACUCUGUUUCCCCCCCUGCAUCUUCUUCAUAUAUUAUUAUAAUUUUUUUUUUUUUUUCAAAUAAAAAAAAAAUAGAAAAGGAAGGAAAGAGUCUGCUGAUGAAACUAGAAAUUGCCUAGAAGCUAAUUAUUAUUUUGUUGUUCAUACAAAAGAAGAUUUGCCGCUGAUUUGAUUUGCUCUUUUUCUCUCGUCUGUUCUUAUUCCUGGGGUUUGUCUCUUUCCAUUUUCAAUUAUUAUUCCCUUUUUUUUUUUUUUUUGUGAUUUUUUAUUAUUAUCAUCUUGUUCCGCGUACAGUUUGAUGUGAAUGUGUAAACACAAAAUCGAGUGGGUGCCGUGUACUCGGAAAGUUUUCCUUGAAAAUAAAAGAAAAAAGAAAAUAUUAACUAAA